AGCGCUUCCGCAAUAUACUGCGAUUAUUUCCGGUUCCGGUUUAAAGUUUUUUCGGGAAAUGCGUCAAUCAUGAAAAAUCUAUAUUCUACUUCAUUGUUUACUUAUUUGACAUGGUUUAUAACUUUUUCACUUACAAGAUGUUCCAUUUCAGAGGUAUGUAGUCAGUGUUCAUCAGUUCCUAAGGCGGACAGUUUUCUUGUACAAUUCUGUAACAAUUCUACAGGACAUCUUGAAAAGUCAUGUUGUGUAAAUACUCCAGUUGCCUUUCAAAAUAAAACAAUUAUUGGAGUUGAUAUGAGUAGCUGUGGACUGAAAAAUGUAAAUGGGUUAUUCAAUGACCUUAAAGAUCUUGAAGUUAUAAUGCUAGAAAAUAAUACAGACUUACAGAUUGGAGAAGAUGAUUUUAAUGGUCUUACAAAAUUAGAUUAUUUAUCACUACCAGAAACUUCCCAGUGUCCAGGAGGAAACAAAUCCUGGACAUCUAUAGAGAAGCACAACAAUACAGUAAUUUGCCUUGGAGAGAUUAAUUUAUGUCAGCAUAAUAAUGUGACUUGCCAGAAUAAUAACAGUCAUUGUGUACUUACUGGACCUGGUGAGAUGGAAUGUUUGUGUAUAUCUGGUUACCAUGGAUAUAAAUGUCUUAGAAAGGGUACUUUUCCUGGUGUAAGUUACACAGUAACAAUUUGUGUAUCUACCGUGGUUAUAUCCGGAUUUCUAUGGUGUACACAGAGAAGGAAGGUGAAGAGGAAAUCACAUACAUAUUGAUACAGAUCUUGAUAAUAAAUGUGUACAGACAAUGCAACUAUGACAUUCCUAUGCAAUACAUUAUUCAUUCACUGUUUGUUAAAAGAGAUUAAAAUUUUGAAUUGUAGCCUAGAACCAUGGAAACAUGGAGGACAUGAACCGCUUUGUAAUAUUUUUAAUUUAAGACUUUAGCAAAAUGAAAAAGCUGAUAUUUAAAUUGCCCAUAUAUGCAUUUGUUAUUAUGCUACGUAAAUGUUUUCAGUUGAAAAUUAUACAGUAGCUAGUAUGCCCUUCCUUUCAUUACAUUUACUUCGUAUUUCUUUGUAUUUCUUAUACCACCAUUGUUUAUACAAAAAUAUAUUUUGAAUGAUGGUACUUUACAAAGUUUCCUGCCUUUGGGUCUGAUUUAAGAUCAGUUCGUUCAGUAUCAAGUUCACUAAGGCUUAAAAUAGAUUUUCUAGUAUUUCCUCAUAGUAAGGGCUAAAGCCAUGUUAUUAGCUUUUAUAUAGCUACAUCAGGGGGCAUUUAUUCAAAAUUAUCAAUAUUGUUUUUGUACAUAACCCAUUGCUAGUAUGUAAGUUUUGCAAUUAAACGGCUUCAUAGGACUUUGAUUAUGAUUUUAAAAAAUCUGAGAUACUGAUAUGUGAUAAAUUAUGUGAUAAAUGAUCUUUAAAAACAUAUGUGUAUAUCAGUUUUUGGUGGUGAUCAUUUUUAGGACUAGGGCAUAAGACUUUCAGGGGGAAAAGGAACUUAAAAAAGUUUGAAUUAUGUCAUUAAAUUGAACAAUACUUUAAAGUAAUGCCAAGUUAUAGAAAAAUAUGUACUGACUGAAUAGUUCACACGGUAGACUGUGAUCAGAUGACAGGAAUGUGCAGUCUGAUUUUAAAUUGCACUGGUUGUAUGGAUAGACUCUGUUCCCACUUGAAUGCUCAGGGUUAAUGUUUCUCCACACUUAAGAGUGCUUGAUUUGUUUAAAACUUUAAUACGUUACAAAAACGAAAAAGGACACUUUUAAUUAAUACUUGCUUUUGAUUAAUAAAUGUUCAGUGGAAAUUAUUUUUGAACAAUUUAUUUUUGAAAACACAUAUUUAAAAAAAAAAGAAAAAGAAAUACUUGUGAAGAUCAGGAGGGUUAAGUAUGCAUAUAAUGUAAUAAUAUGCCACUGUUUUGCAGAUUAAUAGAUUUAUUUAAUGUGAAAACCACCAAAGUAUAACCAAACCAAACUGAGUGAUCUGUAUUUUUCCUUAAUAGAAAUUGUGCAAUAUUGAUACCACUCAUCAUACAGAUGACUUCUAUAGCUUAUUAUUCUGUUGUUUUUGUUUUCUUUUCUACAGAUAUUUAUUUUUUGCAAAUAAUUUGAUCAAUCAUUGUAUGUGUAGGCAUAACACCAUAUCUUCAAUUCUUGUGUUAGAUGAUUAUAAUGUUACUAUUCAAAUUAUUAUGUGUGUGCAUAUGUUGCGUAAAGGUCAAUUAUUUCUUGAUAUAUACAUGUAUUUAUUUAAUUUGAUUUUACCGUUUAUUUUUGCUGACCAAAGUGAAUGAUAACCUAAUAAAUUUGAAUGUUUUUUAUUGUGUGUGUAGAAAAACAGUUAGAUCAUACCGUUACUUUAUGUAACACUAAUGAUUUCUAAAGAUGACUUUAAAUUGACUCCAUUGAGGUCUUUUGACAAGACAGGACUGGAAAUAAUUUUGUGAGAUAAAUGUUCCACUUGAUAUAGGUCUAGGUAAAUACUUUUGUGCAAAAUUUCAGAUCAUUGGCUCACUCAGUUUUUCCAGGAUAAUUAUUCAAACUUUGAAAAAUGACCAAGAAUUUUACAAUGCAUUUCACUGAAAUCAAGCUAAGAAAAGCAUAAAAGAGAUUUUCAAUUUAUUUCUGAGGAUAUUUCUCAAUUAUCUUUUGCAUACUUUUCUCUUUUUAGCUCGACUUUUCUAUGAAAAGGGGAGCUAUCCUACUCGCCCCGGCGUCGGCGUCGGCGUUGGCGUCACACCUUGGUUAAGUUUUUCGUACCACCCCACUUUAUUUCAGAAGUAUUACAAGUAUGGCUUUGAAACUUACCAUACUUGUUCACCAUCAUAACCUCCAUCUACAGACAAGAGUACAUAACUCUGUCAAGGUUUUUGACAGAAUUAUGGCCCUUUUUUGACUUAGAAAGUGUAUUGAGCUUGGUUAAGUUUUUUGUACCACCUCACUUUAUUUCAAAACCAUUGGAGGUAUUGCUUUGAAACUGACCAUACUUGUUUACCAUCACGACCUUCAUCAACAGACAAGAGGACAUAACUCUGUCAAGGUUUUUGACAGAAUUAUGCCCCUUUUUGACUUAGAAAAUACAUUGAAUAUGGGUAAAAUCCACUUAUUGCCUUAACCCUUUGAGAUAUUGCUUUGAAACUUUUAAUGCUAUUUCACAUCAUUACCCCCAUCUGUACGCAAGAGAAGGUAACUGAACUGUUUGAGAUAUUAAUUUGAAAGUUGGAAUACUUGUUUACAAUCAUGAUUCCCAAACAUGUCCAGGAGAAGGUAAUUCUGUCAAAGAUUUUAUUUGAAUUAUGGCCCUUAACUGUCAAUGUUUUGUAUUAUAGGCAAGCACUAAAAAACUUAAAAAAUCUAAAAAAAUUCAUUCCUAUCCACUUGUUCACUUUACCAUAAAUUAUGUCAUAUAAACAUUGCUGUAAUAUUCAAGGGUAUCAAACAACUAGUUAUUUUUCUCUUUUUGUACUUGAAAUUAAAAUCAGUUUUUUUUUCUUUCUUACCAGCCCUCUUUUGACUUAAACAUUUCAAACUUUGCUGCAGUGUUCAAGGGUAUCACACAAUUCAGUAAAAUAAUUCUUCACUAAAUAUCUUAAUGCUCAUGGCCAUUGUUCACUUUAAAAAUACAGAGAUUCUUGUAUUGCCUUUUACUGCAAAAACUUUUUUUAUUGGCAAGCAAUAAAAAAGUCGAGCGCGCUGUCUUACGGACAGCUCUUGUUUUAAGUGCCCUGUUACUUUAUGUAUGAAAUUUAAGUUUAUGUUUUUAAACCUUAGGAGCUCAUUUGAGUUCCUUUAAUAAUUAUUACAUAAUUCAGUUAAUUUAUAUAAAUUACAUGUACCUGGAUUCCAGACUUCCUCACAGUCUGAUAAUGCUUGGCCAGGACACAGAUUAAUCACGAAAACAAGGUUUUUAACAGGUAGUGAAAAUAGAUUGGGCGAGUAAUUUCUUUUUCUAAUUUUUCAACAAUCUGUGGCUUUCUGAAGGGGAAAAUAUAGCGCAUGAAAUCAGAAAAGGGAAAAUUAACUUCAAACAACUGAGAAUGAAAUUUUAUAAAAUUUUCAAUUUCAGUUCAAUUUUACAUGCAUGGUUCAUAGCAGAGGCUAUCUAAGCUGUCUUCUAGCUUUCGUGAAGCAUGUGCACAGGGCAUUUUAGGGGAAAAUAUACCUAUUUUAGGGUAGGGAAACAGCCUUUAUUCGGCUGUAAAAUUUUCUUCACAGUUGAGAUUAAACAGAUAUAGAUUGUUUUUAAACCAAAAUAUCAAACAUGUUUCACAGGUUGUUUUUGUAAUCUUUAAUUUAAUCUAUUUUAGAUGUCAUUUCCAAUGUGUAUUUUAUGUGAAUUGUUUCAGUCCCAAGAAAAUUGACAAAUAUCCUUUGAACGUAAAUUAAGUUGAAUGAUUUUGUUUAAUAAUCAUUUAUAUGUUGUCAUUGAUAUAUGAAAAUUGUAAAAAUUCUUUUUUAAAUGUACAUACAUUUAUUUUAUUAUGGAUUUUGUGAUUAUGUAUUUGAAAAUAAAAGAAAACAUGUAUUCUUGUAAA
Molecule: messenger RNA, 4527 nt
Organism: Ruditapes philippinarum (Manila clam)
Lineage: Eukaryota; Metazoa; Mollusca; Bivalvia; Venerida; Veneridae
Product: all-trans retinoic acid-induced differentiation factor-like
Exons: 7
Coding region: 70-765 (231 amino acids)
Biological process (GO): positive regulation of osteoblast differentiation
Cellular component (GO): intracellular membrane-bounded organelle
Source: RefSeq, a predicted model, not a curated record